AUCGACAAAGGGGAAAAGCAGAAAUUGUGACAGAUUGUGGAUAAACACUGGCACAGCGAAACGGUCGAUUCAUGAAAACUCGAGGGAGCAAUAAUCGAAGGGGUAGGGGGAGGAAAGGCAUCCUUUUAAGGAUUAACAAGGUUAUUUGUCGGUUUGGAGUCUGCGCUUUACAUCCGAGUUGGGAGUAUUUGGAUUGUGUUGAGGGUGGGUGGAGAUUCACUCAGCAGCCAGGUUCAAACAUUCACUCACUGACUGACUGACUGGCUGACUGACUGACUGGAUUAAAGUGAAAGCUCACAGCGCUGGAGCUGUGCCGGAAGGAAGUUCUCAGAGAAGGGCGAGAGCUGGUAAACACGCUGGCUGGCCGGGUACAUGGUGCUGGUUUCCGGGUGCCGGGGCUGCGGUGCAGCCGGCUUCAGCCUCUCCAUCCCCCGAGUGCUGGAGGAGCAGCAGAGCGGCGGGCUGUGCGGAUUCUGACCGCUUCCAAAUCCAUCCCCCCUCCCCAAUUGCCCCCAUCCCGCUCUCCCUGUUCUUUGGGCGGAUUGACGCAGUGGAAAGUUGGCCGCGGAGAUGUUGGAUCGCCCCAGGGUGCUGUGGAUGGCCGGUAUGAAGCCGGCGCUGCUGCUACUCCUGCUGAUUCUCGGCCGGGUUUGCUGCCUUGUGGACUCGAACAGCUCGGCAGCAGCACUCUACUAUGUGAGCAUCGGGGACGGCACCUCGACCGAAUUCGAGUUUCCCGAAAAUACCAAGGGUAUCAUUGUGGUUUCCAGUCGUUAUGGCAGCGCCCGGGAGAAGGAUGGUAGCAGACUGCUGGUUCAGUCCCUGGACCCAGAUGUCCUGACCGUAAUCAACGUCAGCGAUGCGGAGACCAUAGGAUUUGUGAAAAGUUACAUUGUCAGCAUCAAAUCGGGACUGGCCGGGACCGCGCCUCUUUUAAUCCGGCUUCUGGAUGUCACCAGGGUUGCGCCAUUCACCGUGGAAGAACGAAGAGAUUACAAUAUUAAAGUAUUGCCCAAUGAUGAUGUUCUAGGCUAUACUAGCCUGGCCCAUUUCUCUCAGAACCCUCUCCUUUAUUUCCUUUUGCCUUUGAUUUUUAUAAAUAAGUGUGCUUUUGGUUGUAAAGUGGAAGUGGCAGUCCUCCGAGGUCUUCUGAAGCAACCACAUCCUGUCAUUCUAGGAGUUAUUGGGCAGUUUCUCUUGAUGCCCUUGUAUGGAUAUACCUUGUCGAAGAUCUUCUCCCUGCCCAAAGCCCUUUCCCUUGGGCUGAUAAUUACUUGCUCUACCCCAGGAGGAGGUGGAGGCUACCUCUACAGUCUGCUUCUAGGAGGGGAUGUGACCCUUGCCAUCUCCAUGACCUUGAUAUCGACUGUGGUCGCAACUGGUAUGAUGCCACUUUCAUCCACGAUUUACACCCAUAUUCUCAAUGUUCAUGAAACGCUGCAUGUGCCGUUUACGAAGAUUCUGAUCACAUUGCUGUUUAUAGCUAUUCCCAUUUCAACAGGAAUGUUAAUCAAGUAUAAAUUGCCACGCGUCAGCAAGUUCUUACUUUUACUCAUUCGACCCCUCAGUUUUGUAUUAAUCAUUGGAGGACUCUUCAUGGCUUACCAGAUGGGAGCAGCCAUACUUUACAAUGUUCAUAAGGAAAUCAUUCUUGCUGGAGUUGCUGUUCCUGUGUUUGGAUUGCUCAUUGGACAUCUCAUGGCUUAUUGCUUGAGAUUACCUGUUCCUUUGUGCAAAACAGUCAGUAUAGAGAUUGGAGUCCAAAAUAGUCUGCUCGCCCUUGCUGUACUCCAAUUGUCCUUCCGCCGCAUGGAAGCAGACUUCGCCUCACAGGCUCCAUUUAUAGUAGCUCUGAGUAGCACUUCUGAAAUGCUGCUGCUUGUGAUCCUUCACCUUAUCUACAAGAACCUCAGGCCAAGUUCAGAAGAAAACGACUUUAAGUCCUAAUCUUUUUGAGUUUGCUCGAAAGAAACAAGUUCCCUGCACUGCAAAAUAUAUUUGAAUAUUUUUGUAUUGAGCUAUUUUCUAAAAUGAGAGUAUAUGGCUACUGCGGCAAUUUGAUAUGUUUACAUGGUCUUCUGAAAUGAGCCACUGUCUUGCUUUUCUGCUGAAAAAUGCACUGCAAUUCAAUUGCUGAACUUCUGGUGCAGUAAUAUUUUUAAAGCCUUUACUUUGCAUCUAGUUUCAAAUUUCAGUGGAAUUGCCAAUUGUGUGUGACUUCAUUUCUUUAGUAACAUAUUUUGUCUUUAAAAAAAGUUAAAAUUUAAAUCUAUUGUGAAUUUUUUUUUGUGUGUGCCAUCUGCAAUGAGUUGUUGCCUCCAGUAUUAUUUUCAGGUGUGUAUGAUCUGUCAAAGAGGGGAAAAUAUUCUGUCUAACUAUUAUAAAGAGGCUUCCAUGCAUUUCACUAUCUCAUUGAAUAAAUUAAAAUUAUGGUCUUGAGCAGCAUUCACUGUUACGCUUCAUUAGUUGGAGUCCUGUGCACUGUAUUUAUUACCUGACCACCUGUGGCCAACAGUGACUGAUAAAUAUGGAGAUGUCCUUUUUGUAAUAUUUGGCUUCAGUAAGAAUGCGCACAGAUUUUUGAAUUUUACACUCUGAUCCUAUGAUGUCUGGAAUUUAUGAUUUACAAGUUAAUAACUGCUAUUGUUAUCGGCAUUCUGCAGAAUCAAAAUAUUGAUAAAAGCUAAUGUUAGAAUAAACUGAAUUAGACUUGGGUAUUUAUUUUAAAUAUGUAUGUAUACUUGGACCACUCUCAAUUCUUGGAUCAUCUGGUCACAGUUGAAAGGACAAUGGCUUGCAUGUUGUCCUCAUGCUGAGUGAAAUCUCAUUUUAAUGAACAUCUUCUGUAGUAGAUUCUACUAAUAGCAUCUUGUAAUUUGUUUUCACCUUAGUGCUUAGGCUUCAAUGUUAUGGUAUUUAAAAGAAAUGCCUUUUGUAAUGCUUUUUCCUCUUGAAUUAGAAUGAAAUGUUUUUGGUUAAAAAGGAUUUUACCCCCACUUCUUCCCAUCGUCCUCCCUCAUUUGACAGUUUCUGAUGCCUUACCCAAGUGGCUGUGCUACUUGUGUGGGCUGAACAUGGAAAAGUCAAAUGGCUCAGCUGUUUAGGGAUCACUGCCAAGCCCAAGGUCUGUAUACAGGGUUGCUAUUCAGUGAUCUCUCACUCCUGUUUGCCUCAUGAGAAGACUGCCUCCUCUUUCCACCCCCACCCCAACAAUUCCUUAGCUCCCAAAUAUCAAAGCUAAUUGUAAUGCCACUACUGCUAUCCUGACUGAGAUCAGCUACCUCACCAAAGACUACAAGGGAAGUUACCUAUACAUGUUUCAACUUUGAUUAAUGCUCCACUUUCUACAUGUAAUUUUUAUCUCAGUUCUACUUUUGUGCUUAAAAAGAAGAAAGGAUCCUGUCUUGAAGCUAGACUUGAAAACAAUGUAACUGCAUCUGGGCAUCAAAGGGGUUAACUCAUGUAAUCAUUUGAUUAAAAUUGGCUUGAUUGACA
Molecule: messenger RNA, 3495 nt
Organism: Carcharodon carcharias (great white shark)
Lineage: Eukaryota; Metazoa; Chordata; Chondrichthyes; Lamniformes; Lamnidae
Gene: slc10a3
Product: solute carrier family 10 member 3
Exons: 1
Coding region: 571-1947 (458 amino acids)
Biological process (GO): bile acid and bile salt transport
Cellular component (GO): membrane
Molecular function (GO): bile acid:sodium symporter activity
Source: RefSeq, a predicted model, not a curated record